UGACCGGACGUUUCUAUAUCCAGGCGGAAGUGGAGGGAGAGCGCGCAGACGUCAUUACAGCGUGUUUUCUUUUGCUUCUAAAGCUUCUCUAAAUAUCGGUAAUUUAUCAUUUUUCGGAAGAAUAAACGAUGUCUGACAACGAGGACAACUUCGACGACGGAGACUUCGAUGAUGCGGAAGAGGAUGAUGGAUUAGAUGAUUUGGAGAACGUAGAGGAUGAAGACCAGGAGAAUGUGCAGAUAUUGCCAGCUGGGGAAGGACAACAGGCGAAUCAGAAAAGAAUAACCACGCCAUACAUGACCAAGUAUGAGCGAGCGCGAGUCCUGGGAACCAGAGCCUUACAGAUUGCCAUGUGCGCCCCAGUCAUGGUGGAGCUGGAGGGAGAGACUGACCCACUUCAAAUCGCCAUGAAGGAGCUCAAGAGCAGGAAGAUUCCCAUCAUCAUCAGGCGGUACCUCCCUGAUGGCAGCUAUGAGGACUGGGGCUGUGAUGAACUCAUCAUAACAGACUGAGCUGAAUACAGCUGAACAGCCCACCCUCCCUCUGAAGAACCAGAGACGGGUCCCUCAAAACAAAAACAAACUGAACUCUAGCUGUUGUGGAAAAAACCAAGUGUGGAAAAGAGGCACGUUGCCAUCCUGUUAACUCCCCGUGUUGCCACAAACGGAGGUCAUCCAUGUGUGUCACACCAAGCAAACUGAAACGGUGUUGUGUUUGUGAGGCCUCUCGACUAAUCAGUGGCAAGUGUAAACCCUGAGCACGCAACAUGGAAGCUGCACCAUCACGCUUCGUCCACUAGGGGGACUUUUGAAUCAGGAGAAGAGCAGCGGUGUAAAGUGCAUAUGUGUGGAAUAGUUUUGUGUUUCAUUUAAGUUUUAAGUGGUUAUUAAACAUUUUUGUAAGAAAUUUA
Engraulis encrasicolus (European anchovy) is the source of this 910-nucleotide messenger RNA. It is a transcript of the gene polr2f, whose product is annotated as RNA polymerase II, I and III subunit F. The coding region runs from base 129 to 512 and encodes 127 amino acids. Gene Ontology annotation, biological process: tRNA transcription by RNA polymerase III; transcription by RNA polymerase II; transcription by RNA polymerase I. The record is from RefSeq and is a predicted model, not a curated record. Lineage: Eukaryota; Metazoa; Chordata; Actinopteri; Clupeiformes; Engraulidae. The transcript has 5 exons. Gene Ontology annotation, molecular function: DNA binding. Gene Ontology annotation, cellular component: nucleus; RNA polymerase I complex; RNA polymerase II, core complex.